UGCUACCUGCUCAGUCAGCUCGUUGGGGAGAAGGGCCACGUCACCGGGAUAGACAUGACCCAAGGCCAGGUCGAGGUGGCGAAGAAGCACAUCGCCUACCACAUGGACAAAUUUGGCUACCGAACGCCUAAUGUGGACUUUAUCCAGGGCUACUUGGAGAAGCUAGAUGACGCUGGCCUGGCCGACGAGAGCUACGAUAUUGUCAUCUCCAACUGCGUGAUCAACCUCUCCCCGGACAAGAGAGCCGUCCUGCGGGAGGCCUAUCGAGUGCUGAAGCCCGGGGGAGAGAUGCACUUCAGCGACGUCUACGCCAGCCAGUGCCUGAGCGAGGCUGCCCGGCUCACCGGCUUCUCCCUUCCAGGCGACUGCCGGUUCGUCUCUGCGACUUUCCGCCUCUUCAAGGUGCCGGCGGACAGCCGAGCCGGCCCGGGCCAGGUCAUCUACAACGGCGGCAUCGCAGGGCAUGAGCGGGAGCUGGUGUUUGAUGCCAACUUCACCUUCAAGGAAGGAGAGGUUGUGGACGUGGACGCUGACACGGCUGCUAUCUUGCGGAGCUCCAGGUUCGCGGGGGCGUUCUUGAUCCGAGCCGGCGGGGGGGGGGCAUCUCGCAUCCCCAUCACACUGUGCAAGCGCACAAAGAGUUAUGCUAGCAGUUUUUUUACAGAUGAUGAUAAAAACUUCUACGAUGACAAGGGACAGGGGAGCCCAUGGUGCUAUAUAAUAAAGAAGCAUUUCACAGCACCCUCUGAAAGAUGGGUCAUUCACAAGUGCUUCCAGGUUAAAAUACUGAAGCUAGUAAAGCUGAAGACAGCAUCACGGUGGCCAUCCAACCUGUCCCAUCAACCUCCCUGUGAAGGGGCCUGA
Messenger RNA from Struthio camelus australis, 864 nucleotides. The record is from RefSeq and is a predicted model, not a curated record. NCBI's taxonomy places the organism in Eukaryota, Metazoa, Chordata, Aves, Struthioniformes, Struthionidae.